This is a messenger RNA of Vicia villosa (hairy vetch), 678 nucleotides long. RefSeq lists its product as uncharacterized. The coding region runs from base 1 to 678 and encodes 225 amino acids. Lineage: Eukaryota; Viridiplantae; Streptophyta; Magnoliopsida; Fabales; Fabaceae. The record is from RefSeq and is a predicted model, not a curated record. The transcript has a single exon.
AUGGAGGCAUGGGAUAUGGUGGUCAAACAGAUGCGAAGAAAAUUGGCUCUAUGGAAAGGAAGAAAUUUGUCAAUAGGAAAGAGAGUCACUUUGGUAAACUCAAUUCUAUGCAACAUGCCGAUUUAUAGCUUCUCCUUCUAUAGAACGCAAGUCAAAGUGAUCCAAACCAUAAGAAGAAUACAGAGACAGUUUAUUUGGCAAGGAAGCGAGGAGAAGGUAGGUAUAAAUUGGGUUAGCUGGAAAGCUAUGAGCAAGGAGAAAUGUCAAGGAGGAUUGAGGCUGAAAGAUAUGGGAGCUUUCAAUGAAGCUUUACUUGGCAAAUGGAAAUGGAGAGUAUUAAAUGAUGAUGAAGCACUAUGGUCGAAUCUCCUAAGGGUGAGGUAUGGGAAUCUGCAACUGAGCUGGUUGAGAAAGAAGGAUAUGAGGUUAAGAAACAAGGAAUCCUUGUGGUGCAGGGAUUUGGGGAUGGUGGGCAAAAGGAGAGGCUCUAAGCAGGAUGCCUUUAACGAUCAGAUUAGCUUUAAGAUAGGAGAUGGUAAGAACACUUCCUUCUGUAAAGCUAGGUGGCUGGGAAAUGGAACCUUAGCCAAUCAAUACCAUACAUUGUUCAAUAAUGAAGGAAUAGAGGACAGUUUGAUUGCAGAAUAUGGAUGGUGGGAGGGAGGAACUUGGCAUUGA